Patiria miniata (bat star) is the source of this 576-nucleotide messenger RNA. RefSeq lists its product as uncharacterized. The transcript has a single exon. Lineage: Eukaryota; Metazoa; Echinodermata; Asteroidea; Valvatida; Asterinidae. The record is from RefSeq and is a predicted model, not a curated record. The coding region runs from base 1 to 576 and encodes 191 amino acids.
AUGGUGUACGGUACCACAGUCAGGCUGCCUGGUGAGCUUAUUGUGCCUAACUAUGAUCAUGCUGAGCUCGACCCCAGUGUGUAUGUUCACAGGCUGCGUUGUCACAUGCAGGACAUUCGUCCCACUCUGCCCAGGCCAAAACAGCGACAAUCACACAUUCCAGCUGACCUAGACAAGUGCACACACGUUUUUGUUCGGCAUGAUGCAGUGAAAAAAAACCUACAACCUCCGUAUGAUGGACCAUUUUGCAUCAUCAAGUGCGCCAGCAAAUACUUUGUUUUGGACCUCAACGGCAGACGGGAUGCGGUUGCCAAGGAUCGUCUGAAAGUGGCGUAUCUUGACGACGACUGGACAAACGCGCAUUCCCAACAGAUUCGCGAGAACACGCCCGCAAGGACUGUUUUGCCAGAAUCACACCCCCCAUCCACAGACACGUCGUCUUCCCGACAGAUUCGCGAGAACGCCCCCGCGAGAACUUUUUUUGCCGGUUUCACAACCCCCAUCGCCAGAGACGCCAUCUCCUCCACAACGAGCCACCAGAGCUGGUCGACGAGUUCACUGGCCAGCCAAAUAUGA